UUAAAAAGUGAAGACAGUGUUUUACAAUGGCUGUAGUGCUGACAGGCAUAUACAGUGAGUUAUGUACAAAGAAUACACUUAAUAUACAGUAGGCCUACAUAGUCAUUUCCCAUGCUCAUCUUAUAAUGUGACUGUUCACUGCAUGUAAUAUUGUAUCACACUGCAUGUUCAAGAAAUGUGAAUGGUGUUAACAGGAGGCACACAAGUUUAAAAGACUGCGCUUGUGUAUUUAUACAGAAUAACAACUGUUUCAUAUGAAUUUCAAAAGUAAAGGUACCUGUUGCAACAUGUAAGGUAGCUCAUCUGCGAAACACAGCAUUAACUCUGCUUCCACCUGGUGGUCUUACAUGAAUAUACAUUGUCUCACUGCUGCCACAGUUAUCGUCAUGUGGAACCACGCGAAAACCAUGUAAUCGCAAACAUAUUGGAGCACUGACUAUAACCCUGCAGGUGACACAUGCAUGCCAGAAUUAAAUGGAACACCCUAAUACACUGUAUAUUCAGCAUAAAAACCUGUUCAAGGACCGUCACAGCUCUCUGCUCCACCUCGGUCUGCAUUGUAUAGCCUGUAGUGUUUCCUGUAAUUGGAGGAGCCACUUAAGCUGUGAGGAGGGGUUUUGGAGGAGCAUAGCAAGAUUGUCAUAACUGCAAGGUCUUUGAUUGGAAGAAUGCAGUGGAGGAGGAAGUGUGUCCCAGAGACUCUGAUUUAAUCUGAGCUCCUAAGAAUUUUUUUUAUUGCUGAAACUCCUGUGUAACCGGUGACAUAUCAGUACUGAACUCCUUUGUGCACACCUCAAGCUUAGACUGCAGCAUGCAACAACCAGGCCGGCUGAGGCUGAGGCCAUGGCUGGAGGAGCAGAUUCAGUCUGGGAGGUAUCCAGGAGUCAGCUGGCUGGACCAGUCAGCGAGAAUCUUCCAAAUUCCAUGGAAACAUGCCGCUCGUCAUGGCUGGAGUAUCGACCGAGAUGCUACACUCUUCAGGAGUUGGGCUAUGCACACAGGGCGGUACUAUCCAGGCAAAGACAAGCCAGAUCCCAAGACAUGGAAGGCAAAUUUCCGCUGUGCCUUGAAUUCUCUGCCUGAUAUCUGUGAGCUGCAGGAGCACAGCAAAAAGAGAGGCAGCAAUGCCUACAGAGUCUACAGGAUGCUGCCAAGCACACAAACACACAGACGUAGGAGAGGACUGCGGUUGUUCAGCAGGCCCCGAGAAAGACAGGUGAGCUUAGGCGAUGAUACAUACACCAUGCACACUCGGCAACCCGCAACAACUAGACCCGUUUCAGACACACCACAGAAGGUGGAGACCCCCGCAGAAGACACAUUUGGCAACAUCCAAACACACGGGAUGUGGGAGGCCAAAGCAGAGGACCAGGAGCAGAAUGAGGCUGUGUUUAAGUUGAUGGACCACUUAAGCAGCGCUGAUCUCUGGAACCAAACUGGGGAGCAGAGAGGAUGGAGAACACACACACUGUGGGACCACUGGCACUGUGCUGGUGAUGAUAACCAGUACUCUCUACACACGGAGAACUACAGCGAUCUGUUUGGUCCCAACUACGUCAAGGAGCUUUCCGAUUGGUCCACAUAUCAGCCAACACUGAUGCCAUAGCUGUGCGCUAACAGCCUAUCCUGCAGCUCUUUGUGUUUACCACAUACUUGAGAAAAAGCAUCCCCCCCCCCCUCCGCUCCAGGCUUUCUUGCUAACCUUUUGCUGAUUUCCUCCUGCUGUCUAUCUGCUCAGCUGACUGCUGAAACCCAGAAACAGGAGAGGGGGAGCAGACAGAGAAUAUUGCUCUGUCAGUCAAAGGAGCAGGCGGUCAUCCUCUCUGCUGAGCAUGCUGAGGUGAAGAUCCUGUUUCAAGCCAAGCUUUACCUCUGUCACCAUCACUUGGGUUCACUAUGGUUCAGUGCCUCAAACUCACUGAAAUGACACCAAGCUCACACCACAGCUUACAGAGUAAACAGAUCUAAUUUCGCUUCACUGCAGGAUCAGUUAUUGCUCUACGGUGUCUUUGAGUUUUACUGGAUGUUUAGCCAACACACAGUAAAUGAAGUGCAGGAUAAGUGGCUUUCACAGUUUGCAGAUUUGUGUUUGUUUGAGUGGAGUUCAAGACUCAUGCUUUGCUAUCGUACACAGUAAGCUCACUCAAGUUGCAAUAAAUGCAGUAUACAUAUAUAUUUUUAGUCCGUAUAUAUACAUUUGAUUCCUAUACCUUUUUGACUUUGGUUGUACCAAUUUUUAAGAUUUCUCAGAGAUACUCAUGAUCAUUUUGUAUAUUAUAUUUUUUGGGGGCAUUGGAUGGUGCAAUUUGUUGUGUGUGAUAUUGUAAAAUGUGUUAUGUGUUUGUUUUGUAUUUUCAAAAAUAACUCUACAUUUACAAAAUGUAAAAGCAGCUAAAGCACACACACCUUGUUGGGAGCCUUUACAUGCCGUAUAUAUAUGUGCUUGUUUGGUGUGUUCGCUUGACAUUUUAUUUUUAACAAAAAAUGUUUCCCAAGAUAUUUCCCCUUUCAUCUGAAUCCUGUAAAAACAUUAUGGUAAUUGACAGAACAGCUCAGAAACAUGGAGUGUUACAGAUUGUCUUGUCUUUUUGGCACUUCAAUAAAAUCUAUAACCUGCAGGGAGAAUAAAUCAUAUUUGGUAUAAUUCACUGUUGUUAUGAUCUCACCAAAAUCAAUCCUCCACUGAAUUGAUGUGAUAAAUAAAAAAAGCUUACCUGUAA
Molecule: messenger RNA, 2720 nt
Organism: Micropterus salmoides (largemouth bass)
Lineage: Eukaryota; Metazoa; Chordata; Actinopteri; Centrarchiformes; Centrarchidae
Product: interferon regulatory factor 1-like
Exons: 7
Coding region: 812-1606 (264 amino acids)
Biological process (GO): regulation of transcription by RNA polymerase II; immune system process
Cellular component (GO): nucleus
Molecular function (GO): RNA polymerase II cis-regulatory region sequence-specific DNA binding; DNA-binding transcription factor activity, RNA polymerase II-specific
Source: RefSeq, a predicted model, not a curated record